AUGUACUCCACACUUAGAUUAUACUGUUUUAACAAGAGAUCUAUAGAUCGUAAUAAAACUUUCACCUUUACAGAACCUGAUAACCUUGAAGUCGGUCACUUUUCCAGGAUUAUUCAAGAUCCUGCUAUAAGUAAGAAACAAGAUUAA
This is a messenger RNA of Dentiscutata erythropus, 147 nucleotides long. Lineage: Eukaryota; Fungi; Glomeromycota; Glomeromycetes; Diversisporales; Gigasporaceae. The record is from the annotation of a GenBank genome assembly.